GAGGCCCAGCACCAACAUAACACAUGUGAGAAACUGAGCGUGAGCGCCAGAGUCACUUUCAGUUUUGCUCUCGGUACGGCAGGGCAGCGGAAGUGACGUCACGUGCCGAUGUUGUGUGAGGAGAACCCGCUGCGGCUGACUGGAUAACGCUUCCUCUCCGUGCAGCCGCCCCAGGUGCUCCACAGUCAUUGACCAGGAGCUGGUACUGACAUGGCGGCAACGGAAUAUGUGAGGAUGGGCUCGCAGAAUGGAGACAGCAGCCGAAGAUUCUUCACCGUCAUCGUGUAUGACCGCCGCCUGCAGCAGUCAGCGUGUGAGAAGAAUCUGCAAGUUCGCGGAGGUUUCGAGGUGUUUCGUCAGGACGUCUGUCAGGCUUUUGGCAUAAACGAAAGUGAAGAAUUUGUGAUUUCAACAACAAAUCGGAAGAAAGUGACAACUGAGAACUUUGAUGAAAUUAUUACAGAUGGUAUCACCAUUUACCUUCUUAGUUCAAUUGACCAACUACUACUUUAUGCAACAGAAGAAAGAAUUACAUUUUUACCUCAUUAUGAUACCUUGGUGAAAAGUGGAAUGUAUGAAUAUUAUGCUAGUGAAGGGCAAAAUCCAUUACCUUUUGCCCUUUCAGAGUUAUUAGAUAAUUCACUUUCAGCAACUGCACAAAAUUCUGGCAAUCGCAAUAUACAGAUUAGGCUGCUUUUUGAUGAAACACAAGGAAAACUGGCUGUCGCAGUAAUAGAUAAUGGAAAAGGAAUGAAUUCAGUACAGCUUAAAAACUGGGCAGUAUAUCGAUUGUCAAAGUUUACAAGAAGAACUGAAGGCUACAGUAAUGAUACAAGCUAUGUCCGCCCUCCACCUGUUGCACGCAGUCUGAACAGUGAUAUCUCUUAUUUUGGUGUUGGGGGAAAGCAAGCCGUUUUCUUUAUUGGUCACUCAACCCGUAUUAUUACCAAGACUUCAGACUCUCAAGAUGUUCAUGAAUUUUUGCUUUCGAAAGAAGAUUUUGAGAAGAGAGAGCACAAUAACGAAUUUAUUUACAGUGGCUCCAUUAGAAAUCGAAAGCCAGCUGAUUUUUCUCAUGUCACAGAAGAUGAGCGAUUCCUUCGUAAUCUGAUCAUGGAGGAAAAAAAUAAAGAUAGCUUUACAGCAGUCAUCGUAACAGGUGUUCAACCUGUGCACAUACAGUACUUAAAGCAUUUUCGUCAUCUAUGGGCCAAACAAUUAGCGCACAUCUACCAUUAUUAUGUGCAUGGACCACAUGGAAAUGUGUUUGGCAAACCAAAAGAUUUACCUACCAGCAGUAUUGACAUUGAGAUCUGCAUGUUUGAAAAAGGAAAGCCACCUAAAACUGUGAACCUUAGAGAGAUCACUGAUGACAUGCAGACUUUGUAUAUCAAGACUGCUUCAGACAGCUUUGAAUUCAAAGCCCUCGUUGAAGGAGAGGGUGUAGUAGAAGGAAUCAUACGCUACCAUCCUUUCUUGUUUGACCGGGAAACCUACCCAGAUGACACAUACUUCUCUCCACGAAGCAAUGAGGACACUGAGCUUGAUGAUGAUUGCAUCAUAGUGGAGAAAGAAGCUCGUGGAAAAAGACCAAUCUUUGAAUGUUUCUGGAACGGAAGGCUGAUUCCUUAUACCACAAUUCAGGAUUUUGACUGGUGUGCUGCACCUAAAAAGAGAGGAAUUGUCCCUACUGAGUGUUAUAACAGAAUCUCCGGUGUUUUAUUUACAAAUGACAAGUUUGAAGUCAGCACGAAUAAAUUGACUUUCUUAGAUUUGAGCUUAAAACUACAAGACAAAAAUACAAUAUUUACACGCAUAUCAAAUGGCCAGGAGCAGAGAGUAAAGAUUGACAGAGAAUUUGCAUCGUGGAUAAAGGAUUGCCAUGAGAAAUAUGAUAAACAAAUAAAGUUUUGUGGUUUUAAAGAAAUUAUAACUCGUAACGAUAUUUCUGCAAAACGUAUGCAAGCUCCUUGGGCAACGUACACAUCUAUAGAGUGGGAUGGAAAGAGAUACAAAGCUGGCCAGCUAGUGAAAACAUUUAAAACUGUGCCUAUAGUCUAUGGAAGCAUAGUCAAGUUUCUUCUCUAUGGAAAUCAUGAUGGAGAUGUUUAUGCUACAGGAGGAGAGGUUCUAAUUGCUUUGGAACCAAAGGCAUUGCAUGAUGAAAAAAAAUAUGUACCAAUUUCCAAACUUGAUCGUACUGUAGCACUGACUACUAUCAAGAAGUAUAUAGAGGAUGAAAUGGCAAGGUUCCCUGACUCCUUGGCUGUCACAUGGCCUGAAGGAGAUGCUUUGGAGGAAAAUGAUGUGAAGUUAGCAGGAACCACUAUAGGAGCAUUAAGAGUUGAAAUUCUAAACAAGAAGAGAGAAGCUGUGCAAAAGCUGCCAGGUACAAGUCAUGGAAAUGCAAAGAAACUUUUGGUAGAGUUGAAGGUGCUAUUGCAUUCACCAAGUGGAGAAAACGAAAUAAUUUCCCAUAUAAGUCAGCAUGGUGGCAAAUGGCCAUACUGGUUUAAGAAAAUGGAGAAUAUCACAAAACUUGGAGAGUAUACCCUAAAACUUCAAGUCGUUUUAAAUGAAAGUAAUGCUGACAGUUAUGGAGGAAAAUUGCUGCCAUGUAAAAGGAUCAUGUUUAAAGUUGUGGAGGGUAAACCUUUUAAGUUUUCUGUGGAUGCUAUGGAUACUACAAUUCGAAUUGGAAUUCCAUUUAACAUCCCUUUAAACAUGCAAGAUGAAUAUGGUCAUUCCACAUUGCCAGCAACUGACCUCAAUCCAAUUCUGGAAGCUAGUGAACUUUCACUUGACUAUGAAGAGCUAAGCAAAAUGCCAAGAUUGAUUAUUAAGGGAGUGACUGCUAGAGGACAAGUGAACUGCCAGGGAAAGAAUUUCACUCUGAAAGUGACUCUGCCUGGUUUAAAGGAAGGCAGUCAGACAGUGAAUUUAAAGUUGUUUCCAGGACCACCAAAAUAUCUUAAAGUGACACCAAGUACUGAUACUCUAAUUAUUGACAAUGGAUCUUCUUUUCCCUUUGGGAUUGAAAUAUUAGAUGAGGCAGGAAAUGUUACAUCUCAGCCUAAGCUAAAUGUCCAUUGUAAGUUUACAGGGGCUUCAAACCUUCCUGUCUAUAGCCUGGAUUGCAGCAAUACAGGAACUGGUAUUUUGACAGGACGCCCUAUUCGAGUUCAAAACCUAAAGAAAAUGCAAAUUUUGAAAGCCAAAAUAGAAAUUCCUAGUUGCAAGGAAAUAAAAGCAGUGGAAAAAUCAAUUAAACUUCAACCAAGCACCACUAUUGCAAAACUUCAGAUACUUAGUGUUGAUGGUGAAAAAGCCAUUCAAAUUAAACAUAAUGAUGAGAUUAAGUGGAUUGCAGGAGACACCAUGCAAAAUCUUAUUUUUCAAAUGUAUGAUGAGGGGGAUAGAGAAGUCCUCAUCACACCAGCACUUGCAGAAAAGAUCAAGGUCAAUUGGACACCCAGUGUCAACAAGGAGAAAUUGGUAAAAGGGCUUUUACCUGAUGUCGAUGUGGCAAAUUCAGUUACUGACAUUCGAUACUGCCAAGUAACUUUUCAUGAUGAAAAUGUUUCAUUGGAGAGUGCAUUCACAGUCAGACCACUUCCUGAUGAGCCAACUCGUUUGAAAUGCACAUUGAAAGGGACUGAUGUAAUCCGAAUGGGUGAAGAGCUAAGAGGUGAAAUUGAAUUAACAUUGAUAGACCGAUUUGGAAAUCAGAUACAAACAUUGUCCUCCUCAUGCCUUGAUUGCCUGGGUAUUUCUGGAUUUAAUCUUGACAAAAGUAAAAUGAAAGUAUCUUUCCAGGAAGACACUCAGUCUAUGAUUGUCAAUGGGAUAACCUUUUUUGUAGGACCUAUAGAAAAUAAAGAGCUAUGCUUUGCUUGGAGACAUUUUUCCAACUAUUUGAAACUGAGACUUGUUGCUGGGCCUCCAGCUAACCUUGAAAUUAUAGAUUGGCCUGAGUCUGUUACAGUGGUUUGUGGAAAAAAAAUCUCAAUUCCUCUAAUUAUCCAACUUAAGGACGAAUGGGGAAAUCCAGCUCCAGAACCAAAUGUGAAAGUUGCAAUAUCAAAAGAUAACCUUCUUAAGAUAACUCCUCAUCCUCAACAAACAAAAACAGAUGAAGAAGGUAGAGUGAAUAUGGGGAUGUUUACUUUUUCAGCACCAAAGGGGAUUUAUUCCUUGCAAUGUAAGGCUGUAUAUAACAAGAACAACCUGGAAAGCCGUCUAGUAAACUUAACUGUUAUAGCGGAUCCUGAAAAGCCGGCUAUGGUUUCUGUUAAAUUUGCUGAAUGUGUGCAGUUUACAGCUGGGAAGGUUUUUUCUGAUUUUGUGGUUAGCAUUCUUUCUGAAGAUGGAGAUGUCAUUAAAAAACUCAACCCAGCUAAUUGUUCCAUGAAAAUGUGGAAAUCUCAAACUACUGGAGGGAAACCUCCAACUACUGCAGCUGUGUUCAACUGCAAUAAACCAAGAGAGGGAGAAAGAGAUGAUUGCUUUUAUUUCAGGGAUAAAAUGGUACCUGAACGCGUCGAGAAGUACUGCAUCCAGUUUAUCUAUGUGACAGAGAAGGUUACUGCAAUUUACAGUGAGCAGUUUUUAAUAGAUGUUGUUGCAAAUAAACCUGUGAAGUUGGUUCCGCUGCCACAGCCUGCCACCCCAACCGUGUCUAAUGAAAAGGACGAAGCUGGUCGUACUUUGGUCAGGAAUCUAUGGCUCAAGACUGUGGAUGAGCACAAUAAUUUGGCUGGUGUCGACUUAAAUGGCAAGGUCAUUGCUGAGAUAAUAUCUGCUACAGAGGCUGAGACGGAGAUUCCACUGUUUGAGUCUAAUAGUAAUAGCAUGGCGUUUACCUUUAAGGAUGGAUCUGCAGACAUCCCUAGUCUUAUUCUUGCUGAAAACAGCCCUGGAAAGGACAGCACAGAGUAUCAGAUUAUGUUCACUCUGUUAUCCCAAACUUUGGAACCAAUGAAUAUAGAGUCGUAUUGUCUUCCGUUUAUGUUUUACAAUGAUUUCAAAAAGAAGGAGCAGAUGGCAAAACUUACACAGGAGAAAGACCAGUUAUCUGCAUCUGUUAAGGCUUAUAGAUGCUUAUUUGAUGCAACAAAUCAGCUUAUCAAUGAAAUGAAAUGCCAAUCGGAAGAAGCCAAGGCUAAAGAAGCACUCUUGAGGAAGGAACUAAAUAAAAUGAAGCUUACAGUGUCGACAAAAUACCAAAUACAACACAUUAAUAGUUUAUUAAAACAGAAAAGGGCACAAGCAGAUGUUCUGCUGAAUCAGCCCAGGAGGAAGUGCUCUAUUACCCCUUUUCCAAAAGAAAAUGAUGAUGUCCUAGGAAAGAUUGCUCACUUAGCAUAUAUUGAAGAUGAUGAAGCAGCAGUUGUCAUCUCCUGGCACUUGGCUAGUGACAUAGACUGCGUGGUGACAUUGACCACAGAUGCUGCCCGACGCAUUUACGAUGAGACACGAGGCCACCAACAGGUCUUGCCAAUGGAUUCUGUUUAUCGGAAGAAUCUUCCAAGCUGGGGAAGGCCUUUACCACACAUACGUAAUGGAAAGAGCUGCUUUGAUGCUACUGGUAAUCCAGUAUUUGCCAGAGAUCUCCUUGAAUUCCCAGGGAACAAAGAACACUGUCAAACAGUUUUCGGGAUGCUUUUAGGCGAUACAGUUCUUCUGGAUAACCUAGAUGCAGCUAAUGCAUACAGAAAGGAGCUUGUUAAAUUGUCAUACUGCCCAACAUUACUGACCAGAGAUGGAGACAGAAUCCGCAGCAAUGGAAAGUUUGGUGGGUUGCAGAAUAAAGCUCCCUCUAUCGACAAACUUAGAGGAAUGGUGUUUGGAGCUCCUCUACCCAGAGAAUAUGACAUACUUUCUGCUGAAAUCGAUCUCUUGCAGCAGUAUUGUGCAGCAGUUACCAGAUCGAAGUCCGUAGCUGAAGACCUUAACAAGCAUACGGAGACCUUGAACUCUCCAGAUAUGAAGCAGAAGAAACAAGAGCUGGAUGAGCAAGAGAGGUCUUUAAAAGUGAUUGAGAAAAAACUGGGUAUGACUCCAAAAAGCCGAGGUAAUGGAGUGGAAGAGAAGUCAAAUGGUCUUAGAAUGGCUGACUGUCCCAUUCCUCCUAAACGUGCAAAAAAGAGAUAGCGACACAAACAGCUGAAAUAAAGGUCAGAUGCUAUUAUACUGAGAUGUCAGAUGUGACACCUUUUAUAAGAAAAUGAGAGAACCUAAUAAAGAGAAGAUUUAACCUGUGCAAAAGACAGAUAUCUUUCUGAUGUUCAUUAAAAUGUAACACUUUCUGCUUGGCAGAACUGCCAUUUUCACUGAGCCGAUAUACAGUAUAUAUGUAUUAUGUACUCUAUAGAAACAUUCUGGUAUUCAUUAAUAAUUUCUUAUUUGCUGAAAGGAAAUACUGUACGGGGUGUAUUUUGUAAUUACAAGUGCCUGUGUAACUUUGAGAAGUAAUGUUACAGGUAAAGAAUCUGUCCCUCCUUAGGGAUAGUAGCGGUCCUCUACAAACAUGCAUGCUACAAUUGUUUUAAACAUACUAGUGCCAUGCAGGUAAAUUAGGCAUGGGAUUGAUAAUCUCUUAUAAUAAGAAAAGUACACAAAUGUAAACUUUCUUUAGACUACCUUAAGACUUUACUAUAGCUGUCAUCUGAUUGCAAUAAAACGUGCAAUAUUAUGCUGGUUAGGUUUUCUGAAUAUUUUGCGCAUUCCAGGGUAUUAAAACAUUUGAAAUGUUACUUUGAGCACAUGAAUUCCUGCUGUUUUACAAAAAUGUUUUGUUACAUUAUUUUGUGGACAUUUGUUUUAAUUGAAAAUUGUUUUUUAUAGUGCUUAAUGCUGUUCAGAUAAGAAUGCUCACAUUUUGUGUAUAUUAUUGUUUCUUUGACAUAUUUGUCAGCAGUUAACUUAUCAUUAAAUGUCUUAGUUUCUUAAAAUGUUGAUACAGGUGUUGUCUACAAUUUCAAAGACAACUGUCUCUUACAGAAUUAUUUUUAUAGCUUUCAACUGAUAUUAUUGUAAAAUAAAAAAAGGUGAAUUUAA
Messenger RNA from Pseudophryne corroboree (corroboree frog), 7059 nucleotides. RefSeq names its product structural maintenance of chromosomes flexible hinge domain containing 1 (gene SMCHD1). Bases 211 to 6153 code for a protein of 1980 amino acids. The record is from RefSeq and is a predicted model, not a curated record. Gene Ontology annotation, molecular function: ATP binding; protein binding. The transcript is spliced from 48 exons. Gene Ontology annotation, cellular component: chromosome. Gene Ontology annotation, biological process: double-strand break repair; chromosome organization. Lineage: Eukaryota; Metazoa; Chordata; Amphibia; Anura; Myobatrachidae.